GGCCGCGGCCCGGCCCCCUCCCCCGCCAUGAAGAAGCUGUGGGUGAAGAAGCGUUUCCAGAAAACCGGCCACUCCCGCCGGGCCUUUGGCCGACUCACCCAUGCGAAGUUUUCCGCUCCUGCAGAAAGCAAAGUUACGACUCGGAGACGGGUGAGGAUGACAUCAGCAAUGUGCAAGGGACCCAGCGCCUGGAGCUUCGGGAUGACGGGGCCUUUAGCACCCCUACGGGGGGCUCUGACACCCUGGUGGGCACCUCCCUGGACACGCCCCCGACCUCCGUGACAGGCACCUCUGAGGAGCAAGUGAGCUGGUGGGGCAGCGGGCAGACGGUCCUGGAGCAGGAAGCGGGCAGCGGGGGUGGCACCCGCCGCCUCCCGGGCAGCCCAAGGCAAGCACAGGCAACCGGGGCCGGGCCACGGCACCUGGGGGUGGAGCCGCUGGUGCGGGCAUCUCGAGCUAAUCUGGUGGGCGCAAGCUGGGGGUCAGAGGAUAGCCUUUCGGUGGCCAGUGACCUGUACGGCAGCGCGUUCAGCCUGUACAGAGGACGGGCGCUCUCGAUCCACGUCAGCGUCCCUCAGAGCGGAUUGCGCAGGGAGGAACCAGACCUUCAGCCUCAGCCGGCCAGCGAAGCCCCGCAUCGCGCGGCCCCACCACCUCCCUCCAAGUCCGCGCUGCUCCCCCCACCUUCUCCCCGGGUGGGGAAGAGGCCCCCGCCGGGACCCAGCGCCCAGCCCCCGGCCACCCCCACUUCACCCCACCGGCGCACUCAAGAGCCCGUGCUGCCCGAGGACACCACCGCGGAAGAGAAGCGAGGGAAGAAGUCCAAGUCGUCUGGGCCUUCGCUGGCGGGCACAGCGGAGUCCCGGCCCCAGACGCCACUGAGCGAGGCCUCGGGCCGUCUGUCCGCGCUGGGCCGCUCGCCCAGGCUGGUGCGCACCGGCUCCCGCAUCCUGGACAAGCUGCAGUUCUUCGAGGAGCGAAGGCGAAGCCUGGAGCGUAGCGACUCGCCGCCAGCGCCCCUGCGGCCCUGGGUGCCCCUGCGCAAGGCUCGCUCGCUGGAGCAGCCCAAGUCCGAGGGCGGCGCUCCGUGGGGCACGCCCGGGGCCUCGCAGGAGGAGCUGCGGGCGCAGCGGGGCAGCGUGGCGGAACGGCGCCGCCUGUUCCAGCAGAAGGCGGCCUCGCUGGACGAGCGCACGCGGCAGCGCAGCCCGGCUUCAGACCUCGAGCUGCGCUUCGCCCAGGAGCUGGGCCGUAUCCGCCGCUCCACGUCGCGGGAGGAGCUGGUGCGCUCGCACGAGUCUCUGCGCACCACUCUGCACCGCGCCCCGUCCCCACGCGAGCCCGGCGAGCCCCCACUCUUCUCUCGGCCCUCUACCCCCAAGACCCCAAGAGCCGAGGGCCCCGCCGUCGCCCAGACGCCCCCUCCGAGCGUCGCGGGGAGGCCUGGGGAUGAGGCGGGGAGGCCCCGCAGCCGCGGGCCGGCGGGCAGGACGGAGCCGGGGGAAGGCCCGCAGCAGGAGGUUAGGCGCCGGGACCAGUUCCCGCUGACCCGGGGCAGAGCCAUUCAAGAGUGCCGGAGUCCGGUGCCGCCCCUCGCCGCAGAUCUCCCCGAGACCAGGACGAAAGCCCCUCCGGGUCGGAAGCGGGAGCCCCCGGCGCAGGCCGUGCGCUUCCUACCCUGGGCCAUGCCCGGCCAGGAGGGCGCUGCAGUGCCCCAGACCUUGGAGAAGAACAGGGCAGGGCCUGAGGCGGAGAAGAGGCUGCGCAGAGGGUCGGAGGAGGACGGGCCCUGGGGAGCCUGGGACCGCCGAGGGACCCGCAGCCAGGGCAAAGGUCGCUGGGCCCGGCCCACCUCUCCUGAGCUAGAGUCUUCCGAUGACUCCUAUGUGUCAGCCGGGGAAGAGCCCCUGGAGGCCCCCGUGUUUGAGAUUCCACUGCAGAAGGUGGUGGCGGCACCAGGGGUGGACGUGCUGCUCAAGUGCAUCGUCACUGCCAACCCCCCAUCCCAAGUGUCCUGGCAGAAGGAUGGGUCAGUGCUGCGAAGUGGUGGCCGCCUUCUCAUCCGGGCUGAAGGUGAGCGGCACACUCUGCUGAUCAGGGAAGCCCGGGCAGCCGACGCUGGGAGCUAUAUGGCUAUCGCCACCAACGAGCUGGGCCAGGCCACCUGUGCUGCCACACUGGCUGUGAGACCUGAUUCUCCUGUCUCUCCUCCAGGCGGGUCCACCUCCCCUUUCAGCAGCCCCAUCACCUCCGACGAGGAGUACCUGAGCCCCCCUGAGGAGUUCCCGGAACCUGGGGAGACCUGGCCCCGAACCCCCACCAUGAAGCUCAGUCCCAGCCAGAACCGCCGUUCCUCGGACACUGGCUCCAAGGCACCCCCAACCUUCAAGGUCUCACUUAUGGACCAGUCAGUCAGAGAAGGCCAAGAUGUCACCAUGAGCAUCCGAGUGCAGGGGGAGCCCAAGCCCGUGGUCUCCUGGCUGAGAAACCGGCAGCCCGUGCGCCCGGACCAGCGGCGCUUCGCGGAGGAGGCGGAGGGCGGGCUGUGCCGGCUGCGGAUCCUGGCGGCCGAGCGGGGCGAUGCUGGCUUCUACACUUGCAAAGCUGUCAACGAGUAUGGUGCUCGGCAGUGUGAGGCCCGCCUGGAGGUCCGAGCACACCCUGAAAGCCGGUCCCUGGCCGUGCUGGCCCCCCUGCAGGACGUGGACGUGGGGGCCGGGGAGAUGGCACUGUUUGAGUGCCUGGUGGCGGGUCCUGCCGACGUGGAGGUGGACUGGCUGUGCCGCGGCCGCCUGCUGCAGCCUGCGCUGCUCAAAUGCAAGAUGCAUUUCGAUGGCCGGAAAUGCAAGCUGCUGCUCACCUCUGUGCACGAGGACGACAGUGGCGUCUAUACCUGCAAGCUCAGCACGGCCAAAGAUGAGCUGACCUGCAGUGCCCGGCUGACCGUGCAGCCGUCCCUGGCGCCCCUGUUCACGCGGCUGCUGGAGGACGUGGAGGCGCUGGAGGGCCGUGCGGCCCGCUUCGACUGCAAGAUCAGUGGCACCCCGCCCCCAUCUGUUACCUGGACUCACUUUGGCCGGCCGGUGGAAGAGAGCGAGAACGUGCGGCUGCGGCAGGAUGGAGGUCUGCACUCACUGCACAUCACCCACGUGGGCAGCGAGGAUGAGGGGCUCUACGCUGUCAGUGCUGCCAACACCCAUGGCCAGGCCCACUGCUCAGCCCAGCUCUACGUGGAGGAGCCUCGGACAGCUGCCUCGGGCCCCAGCUCGAAGCUGGAGAAGAUGCCCUCCAUCCCCGAGGAGCCAGAGCAGGGCGAGCUGGAGCGGCUGUCCAUGCCCGACUUCCUGCGGCCGCUACAGGACCUGGAGGUGGGACUGGCCAAGGAGGCCAUGCUGGAGUGUCAGGUGGCCGGCCUGCCCUACCCCACCAUCAGCUGGUUCCACAACGGCCACCGCAUCCAGAGCAGUGACGACCGGCGCAUGACUCAGUACAGGGAUGUACAUCGCUUGGUGUUCCCUGCCGUGGGGCCCCAGCACGCCGGCGUCUACAAGAGUGUCAUCGCCAAUAAGCUGGGCAAAGCUGCCUGCUACGCCCACCUCUACGUCACAGAUGUGGUUCCAGGCCCUCCAGAUGGUGCCCCACAGGUGGUGGCUGUGACUGGGAGGAUGAUUGUGCUCACGUGGAACCCUCCCAGGAGUCUGGACACGGCCAUUGAUCCGGACUCCCUGACAUACACGGUGCAGCACCAGGUGCUUGGCUCAGACCAGUGGACAGCGCUGGCCACGGGCCUGCGGGAGCCUAGGUGGGCGGCCUUGGGGCUGCGGAAGGGGGCCCAGCACAUCUUCCGCGUCCUUAGCACCACUGCCAAGAACAGCAGCAAGCCCUCGCCCGCCUCGGAGCCCAUGCAGCUGCUGGAGCGUGGCCCCCCACUGGAGGAGGCCCCCGCUGUGCUGGACAGGCCGGAUGUGGUGUAUGUGGUGGAGGGGCAGCCUGCCAGCGUCACCGUCACCUUCAACCACGUGGAGGCCCAGGUCGUCUGGAGGAGCUGCCGCGGGGCCCUCCUCGAGGCACGGGCAGGUGUGUACGAGCUGAGCCAGCCGGACGACAGCCAGUACUGUCUUCGGAUCUGCCGGAUAAGCCGCCGGGACCUGGGGCCCCUCACCUGCACGGCCCGCAACCGCCACGGCACACAGGCCUGCUCCGUCACCCUGGAGCUGGCAGAGGCCCCACGGUUUGAGUCCAUCAUGGAGGACGUGGAAGUGGGGGCUGGGGAGACGGCUCGCUUUGCUGUGGUGGUGGAAGGGAAACCAGUGCCAGACAUCAUGUGGUACAAGGAUGAGGUGCUGCUGACGGAGAGCAGCCACGUGAGCUUCGUGUACGAGGAGAAUGAGUGCUCACUGGUGGUGCUCAGCACGGGGACCCAGGAUGGCGGCGUCUACACCUGUACCGCCCGGAACCUGGCAGGCGAUGUCUCCUGCAAAGCAGAGCUGGCUGUUCGUGAAGCUCAGACAGCUAUGGAGGUAGAGAGGGUCGGGGACGAUGAGGAGCAGCGAGGGAGGAGGCUCAGCGACUUCUAUGACAUCCACCAGGAGAUCGGCAGGGGUGCCUUCUCCUACCUGCGGCGCGUGGUGGAGCGCAGCUCUGGCCUGGAGUUUGCGGCCAAGUUCGUCCCCAGCCAGGCCAAGCCAAAGGCAUCAGCGCGGCGGGAGGCCCGGCUGCUGGCCCGGCUUCAGCACGACUGCAUCAUCGACUUCCACGAGGCCUUUGAGAGGCGCCGGGGACUGGUCAUCGUCACCGAGCUCUGCACAGAGGAGCUGCUGGAGCGAAUGGCCAGGAAACCCACCGUGUGUGAGUCUGAGAUCCGGGCCUACAUGCGGCAGGUGCUAGAGGGAAUAUGCUACCUGCACCAGAGCCAUGUGCUGCACCUGGAUGUCAAGCCCGAGAACCUGCUGGUGUGGGACGGUGCAGACGGCAAAGAGCAGGUUCGGAUCUGCGACUUUGGGAAUGCCCAGGAGCUGACUCCGGGAGAGCCCCAGUACUGCCAGUACGGCACGCCUGAGUUCGUGGCGCCCGAGAUUGUCAACCAGACUCCUGUAUCCGGGGUCACGGAUAUCUGGCCCGUGGGUGUUGUUGCCUUCCUCUGUCUGACGGGAAUCUCCCCAUUUGUUGGGGAAAAUGACCGGACGACACUGAUGAACAUCCGAAACUACAACGUGGCCUUUGAGGAGAUGACGUUCCUAAGCCUAAGCAGGGAGGCCCGGGGCUUCCUCAUUAAAGUGCUGGUGCGGGACCAGCAGAGGCCUACUGCAGAGGAGACCCUAGAACAUCCUUGGUUCAAAACAGAGGCAAAAGGUGCAGAGGUGAGCACUGAUCACCUGAAACUCUUCCUCUCCCGGCGGAAGUGGCAGCGCUCCCAGAUCAGUUACAAGUGCCACCUGGUGCUGCGCCCCAUCCCUGAACUGCUGCGGGCCCCCCCAGAGCGGGUAUGGGUGGCUGUGCCCCGGCGCCCACCCCCCAGCGGGGGGCUGUCGUCAUCCUCGGACUCUGAAGAGGAAGAGCUGGAGGAGCUGCCCUCGGUGCCCCGUCCCCUGCAGCCCGAGUUCUCAGGCUCCCGAGUGUCCCUCACCGACAUUCCCACUGAGGAUGAGGUCCUAGGGACCCCUGAGGCUGGGGCUACCACUCUCAUGGACUGGCAGAAGCAGGGAAGCGCUCUCUCUCAGGCCCAGGAGGCCCCCAGCCCUCAGGCCCUCCCCUCCCCAGGCCAGGAGCCCCCCAGCCCCCGGCGGGGUGAGCUCCGGAGGGGCAGCUCGGCUGAGAGCGCCCUGCCCCGGGCCGUGUCGCGGGAGCCGGGCCGGGGACUGUACAAGGCCGCGUCUGUGGAGCUGCCGCAGCGCAGGAGCCCCAGCCCGGGCGCCACCCGUCUGGCCCGGGGAGGCCUGGGUGAGGGUGAGUACGCCCAGAGGCUGCAGGCGCUGCGCCAGCGGCUGCUGCGGGGAGGCCCCGAGGAUGGCAAAGUCAGCGGCCUCAGGGGCCCCCUGCUGGAGAGCCUGGGGGGCCGGGCGCGGGACCCCCGACUGGCGCGGGCCGCCUCCAGCGAGGCAGCGCCCCGCCACCAGCCCCCGCCUGAGACUCGGGGCCUGCAGAAGAGCAGCAGCUUCUCACAGGGUGAGGCAGAGCCCCGGGGCCGGCACCGCCGAGCUGGAGCACCCCUGGAGAUCCCCGUGGCACGGCUCGGGGCCCGCAGGCUGCAGGAGUCUCCUUCCCUGUCUGCCCUCAGCGAGGCCCAGCCGUCCAGCCCUGCAAAGCCCACCGCCCCCAAGUCCAGUGUCCCCAAGCCCAGUGUCCCCAAGUCUGUGCAACGUCCUGCCACAAUGCCCAGUGACUCCCUGCAGCCCUCGGCAUCGCAGCCAGCCCUAGAGAAGGCCCCAGAGCCCAUGCCGGAGCCGGUCCGCGCCCCCAAGCCUACAAAGCCCCCCGCGGCCCUGCAGACCCUCGCGCCACCCCUCACGCCCUAUGCCCAAAUCAUUCAGUCGCUCCAUAUGCCGGGCCACGCCCAGGGUGUCCUGCAGGGCCCCGCGGCCCCUCCGCCAGAGCCCAAGCCCCACGCGGCUGUGUUCGCCAGGGUGGCCUCGCCCCCUCCCGGAGCCCCCGAGAAGUGCGCGCCUUCAGCCGGGGGUCCCCCGGCCCUGACCGAGAAAGCCCGGGUCCCCACGGUGCCCCCCAGGCCAGGCAGCAGUCUCAGCAGCAGCAUCGAGAACCUGGAGUCGGAAGCGGUGUUCGAGGCCAAGUUCAAGCGCAGCCGCGAGUCGCCCCUGUCGCGGGGGCUGCGGAUGCUGAGCCGCUCGCGCUCGGAGGAGCGCGGCCCCUUCCGCGGGGCCGAGGAGGAGGACGGCAUAUACCGGCCCAGCCCGGCGGGGACCCCGCUGGAGGUGGUGCGACGGCCGGAGCGCUCCCGCUCGGUGCAGGACCUCAGGGCGGCCGGGGAGCCGGGCUUCGUCCGCCGCCUCUCGCUGUCGUUAUCGCAACGGCUGCGGCGGACCCCCCCAGCUCAGCGCCACCCAGCCUGGGAGGCCCGUGGCGGGGACGGGGAGAGCUCGGAGGGCGGCAGCUCGGCGCGGGGCUCCCCGGUGCUGGCGGUGCGCAGGCGGCUCAGCUCCACGCUGGAGCGGCUGUCGAGCCGGUUGCAGCGCAGCGGCAGCAGCGAGGACUCGGGGGGCGCGUCGGGCCGCAGCACUCCCCUGUUCGGACGGCUGCGUAGGGCCACGUCGGAGGGCGAGAGCCUGCGGCGCCUCGGUCUCCCGCACAACCAGCUGGCCGCCCAGGCCGGUGCCACUACCCCUUCGGCGGAGUCCCUGGGCUCCGAGGCCAGCGCCACGUCGGGCUCCUCGGCUCCAGGGGAAAGCCGAAGCCGGCUCCGCUGGGGCUUCUCUCGGCUGCGGAAGGACAAGGGCUUGUCACAGCCAAACCUCUCUGCCAGCGUCCAGGAGGACUUGGGUCACCAGUAUGUGCGCAGUGAGUCAGACUUCCCCCCAGUCUUCCACAUCAAACUCAAGGACCAGGUGCUGCUGGAGGGGGAGGCGGCCACGCUGCUCUGCCUGCCAGCGGCCUGCCCUGCGCCCCACAUCUCCUGGAUGAAAGACAAGCGGUCCCUGCGGUCAGAGCCCUCAGUGGUCAUUGUAUCCUGCAAAGAUGGACGGCAGCUGCUGAGCAUCCCCCGGGUCGGCAAACGGCACACUGGGCUCUAUGAGUGCUCAGCCACCAACGCCCUCGGCAGCAUCACCAGCUCCUGUACCGUGGCUGUGGCCCGCAUCCCAGGGAAGCUUGCCCCUCCUGAGAUACCCCAGACGUACCAGGACACAGCGCUGGUGCUAUGGAAGCCGGGAGACAGCCGGGCACCUUGCACAUACACACUGGAGCAACGGGUGGAUGGGGAGUCUGCCUGGCACCCUGUGAGCUCGGGCAUCCCUGACUGUUACUACAACGUGACCCACCUGCCAGUCGGUGCGACUGUGAGGUUCCGUGUGGCCUGUGCUAACCGUGCAGGGCAGGGACCCUUCAGCAACCCUUCUGAGAAGGUCCUCGUCAGGGGCACUCAAGAUCCCUCAGCCCUACUGUCUGCUGCUCUCCAAGAUGUCCCUGUUACCUCAGGGCCAGCCAGGGCCCCGCCUCCUGACUCUCCUACCUCACUGGCCCCACCCCCAACCCCGCCUCCAGCUCCUGCUCCCCCAGCCCCACACUCAGCCGCUGUCAGACCCUCAUCUCCCCCAGCAACCCCCAGCCAGGCCUUGUCCUCACUCAAGGCUGCGGGUCCACCACCCCAGACACCCCCCCGAAAGCACAGGGGCCUGCUGGCUGUCCAGCAAGCAGAGCCCACCCCACCCAAUUCCCAGAUCCCCCCAAGUGAGCCCAAGUCUUCCGUCCCUGACACUGGGACCCCGACCCCAGCCUCCACCCCUCACGAGGCUAAGCCAACAUCUUCCCCUACUCCCCUGUAUAUGGUGACUUCCUUUGUGUCUGCACCACCUGCCCCUGAGCCCCCCGCCCCUGAGCCCCCUCCUGAGCCCACCAAGGUGACUGUGCGGAGCCUCAGCCCAACCAAGAAGGGGGUUGGCUCCCCUGGGGGUGGCCCCCCCAGCUCUCCUGGGCCAGAGGGCACCACGCUUCUUCGACAGGGCCCCCCUCAGAAACCCUACACCUUCCUGGAGGAGAAGGCCAGGGGCCGAUUUGGAGUAGUGCGAGCUUGCCGGGAGAACGCCACGGGUCGCACAUUUGUGGCCAAGAUCGUGCCCUAUGCAGCUGAGGGCAAGCGGCGGGUCUUGCAGGAGUACGAAGUGCUGCGGACACUGCACCACGAGCGGCUCAUGGCUCUGCACGAGGCCUACAUCACCCCACGUUACCUUGUGCUCAUCGCUGAGAGCUGCGGCAACCGGGAACUCCUCUGUGGCCUCAGCGACAGGUUUCGGUACUCGGAGGACGACGUGGCCACCUACGUGGUGCAGCUGCUGCAAGGCCUGGACUACCUCCAUGGCCGCCAUGUGCUGCACUUGGACAUCAAGCCGGACAACCUGCUUUUGGCACCCGACAAUGCCCUCAAGAUCGUGGACUUCGGCAGUGCCCAGCCCUACAACCCCCAGGCCCUGCGGCCCCUUGGCCACCGCACGGGCACGCUGGAGUUCAUGGCUCCUGAGAUGGUGAAGGGGGAUCCCAUCGGCUCGGCCACGGACAUCUGGGGAGCGGGUGUGCUCACCUACAUCAUGCUCAGUGGACGCUCCCCGUUCUAUGAGCUAGAGCCCCAGGAAACGGAGGCUCGGAUUGUGGGGGGCCGCUUUGAUGCCUUCCAGCUGUACCCUAAUACCUCCCAGAGCGCCACCCUCUUCCUGCGAAAGGUCCUCUCAGUGCAUCCCUGGAGCCGGCCCUCCGUGCAGGACUGCCUGGCCCACCCGUGGCUGCAGGACGCCUACCUGAUGAAGCUGCGCCGCCAGACGCUCACCUUCACCACGAACCGGCUCAAGGAAUUCCUGGGUGAGCAGCGGCGCCGCCGGGCUGAGGCCGCCACCCGCCACAAGGUGCUGCUCCGCUCCUACCCCGGCAGCCCAUAGUGGCACCGGCCGCGGCCCGGCCUCGGGCUUCCACUCGGGUUCCCACGGACACCGCGGGACAUUCCAGGGCCCGCGCUGAGCCGGGUGGGCCCGGGGCUUUGGACACCACCAGCAGCAACAUCCGGCCGGGCUAUUACCUCACGGACUUGCGGACCUGCGGGGACAGAGGCCACGGGCCACCCCCGGCCAGAGCUGGAGACCCCUUGGCCAGGCUGGGCGGGAGUGGAAGCAGGAAGAAGGACAAGAAGGGAAUAGAGAAGUGAAAAGGGAAAGAAGCAGAGAGAUGGGGAGGAGGCAACUCUGCGAAGGUCCUGGGGGGCCGGAGGGACAGUGUAGCUGGGGAGAGAACCAAGGACGGUGUGAGUGGCUGGAGAGGCAGAAGAGGGGCCUAGGGUGUCAGGGCAGUGGGCUGGGAGUGGGUGUCAGUUGCAGCAAGGAUGGGACAUGGAGACAGCACCAGGGAGCCAGAACCAGGAUGCCAGAGAGGGCAGCGAGGUAGGGGAGGGAGAGGAGAGGGGAUGCAGGUGGGCUGGGGCCUGCCAGCUGCCCGCAAGCCAGAAGGAGAAGGCUGCAGGGCUGGAGGCUGGAGGUGAGCAGUCACUGGAGCCUUUGUUCUCCUCCUGUCCCAGGGAACUCACCUCUGGGUCAGGGGCCCUCUGAGCUGGCCUGAGGAUGUCCCCGCCACCCCCUUCAUGGCCUUCGUCCUUCUUCCCACUCAUAUUUAUUUAUUUAUUGACUUAGGAAGUUUCCCCUUCCAUCUAAUCCCUAUUGCCCGUGUUGUCCUGACCAUCCCCUGCCAUCUAGCUGCCUGUGCAGCUGUCUGUCUGUCUGUCACAAGGAAAAUAAAAACGGCA
Choloepus didactylus (southern two-toed sloth) is the source of this 10453-nucleotide messenger RNA. RefSeq names its product striated muscle enriched protein kinase (gene SPEG). The record is from RefSeq and is a predicted model, not a curated record. Gene Ontology annotation, biological process: muscle cell differentiation; protein phosphorylation. The coding region runs from base 1686 to 9599 and encodes 2637 amino acids. Gene Ontology annotation, molecular function: ATP binding; protein kinase activity; protein binding. Lineage: Eukaryota; Metazoa; Chordata; Mammalia; Pilosa; Megalonychidae. The transcript is spliced from 43 exons.